UGGAGUAUAGAAAGGCAGGCCUGGUAAGGAGAAGCCAGCUGAGGCUUCAGACAUCUCUUCUGUCCAUCAGAGAAGCAAGAAGUGAGGUGGCCACAAUGGGGGCCAGGCUGCCCUUCUUCCUCUUCCUGACACUCCUGAGCAGCUCACAGGGAACAGGGCCAAGAAUGAUUUUGCAGCUGAAGCUGAAGGACUCCCUUCUAGCAAAUUUCUCCUAUGAUUCCAGCUUCCUGGAAUUGCUCGAAAAGCUCUGCUUCCUCCUCCACCUCCCACCUGGGACCAAUGUCACCCUCCAUCAAGCAGGAUCCCCACACCGUGCCAUCUGCAAAGUCUGAGAACAGUCA
Messenger RNA from Panthera uncia (snow leopard), 341 nucleotides. It is a transcript of the gene SFTA2, whose product is annotated as surfactant associated 2. Bases 96 to 332 code for a protein of 78 amino acids. NCBI's taxonomy places the organism in Eukaryota, Metazoa, Chordata, Mammalia, Carnivora, Felidae. The transcript has 3 exons. The record is from RefSeq and is a predicted model, not a curated record.